UUUAAUAAACCGUUGUGUCAGAGUGCAGUUCCCACUUUGGUACAAGGAGACCAGGCUCGCUGUUCAUCUCAACCCGAUCCAGUCCAAGGAGGAGGGAGAGGAGUGGGGUGGAACACAAUGGAAUGAGAAUUGUAGGAAAAUGACUUUGCGAAGAGUGAAAAAGUUGAGCCGUAAGGAGGAUUACGGCAGCGCGGAUCCCGGGGCUGAGAGUGCAAUUUACAAAGGCAGCAGUGAAACUUACAAAACCGGCGCGGAAACUUACAAGACCUCCGAGCUUUACAAGACCCUCGCCUACUCGGGGGGCACGUUACCCCGCAACCACAAGCAGAGGUCGUUAAUGAAAUGGAAAACGCUGACAGACUCUCCUGAGCAUGAAAGGAGGAUUAUUACCUUAGAAAAGCAAGAUGGCGAAGCCUUCGGAUUUGAAAUUCAGACGUAUGGCCUGCAUCAUCGAGAUGAGAACGCAAUGGAAAUGUGCACAUUUGUGUGUAGGGUCCGGGAAAACACUCCAGCCGAGCUGGGAGGAUUGAGACAAGGUGACACAAUCACCAGCAUCAAUGGGACACUCGUCAAUGGAUUCCGUCACCGAGAUAUUGUGGAUCUUAUCAAGUCAUCGGGAAAUUGCCUGAGGCUGGAGACUGUGUAUGGAACCUCCAUCAGGCGAGCAGAGUUGGAAACCAGACUGCAGUACCUGAAGCAAACACUGCAGGAGAAGUGGGAAGAGUACAGGUCACUAAUGGUCCAGGAACAGAGACUGGUGCACGGGAUUGUGUCAAAAGAUCCGAGUGUUUAUGAUGCUAUCGAAUCGGUCAGAGCCAGCCUCUUUGGUCAAGGCCGCUCCCCCAGCCCUUCCACCCAGAGGCAGCCCCGUUCCAGUGGCAGUACCUGCAACAGCGCCAUGGAGGGCAAUGAUGAGCCCAUUUAUCAGACUUGUAUCUUUGACCCCUUAGACACGGGCAGCGACGACAGCCACAGCACCCACAGCAACGAGGUGGUGCUCGCCAAGAAGGCGCUGACGAGGAGUGUGAGCGCCAAGGCUGGCCAUAAUGGAGUCUCCUCUUCCUCUUCCCCCUCCUGGGAGAAAUGCAACAACCAGACUGCUUUUGGGACACUGCCAAGGAAGUCCAGGAGAAAAAGCUUGCGGAAGAGGCUGCUGAAGUAUAUCCCUGGGCUCAACCGAUCUGUGGAAGAGGAAGAAAGCCAAUUGUAGGCAAAGUGACGGCACAUUUAUUUAUUGUGUUCUCCAUUUUCAACGCUAAAAUUAUACAUGACAGCCGCUAGAAGUAUUAUGGACAGGGCACCAGCAAAGGCAAGGUGACCAAACUGCUUACAUUUAAUGCCUUCACACAGCAGGUGGUUUGGGGAAGGCGGUGCGGGUUGUGAGAGUUAAGUGUAAUCGUUUUUGACCUUUUGAGAUGAAUCGGGUGCACUGCAAUGGUUGUGUGCACUCUUUGUGGUCCUCUGUAAAAGAUUACUUUAACUAUUCCUUUCCAGUUGUUUUCCCCGCCCCCCCUCCCACUCUCCUAAACUGCAAGGGAGAAAAAUUGUAAGGUUAAGGGGAAAGAGCAGGGGAGUGGAUGAGUUGGAUAACUCUUGCAAAGGACCAGCGUAGGCUUGAUGGGCUGAAUGGCCUCCCUUGCUGCAUCAUUCUAUGAUUCUGUCUCACCUAAAAGGCACAGACUCCCACCCCAGUAAGGUUCCACAAGUGCCAGCAGCCCUUGGUACCUUUCCCAACUGGCUGUUCUUCAAGUGUGGGCCUAGGCAAUGCUUACCCCCUUCCAGCUCCACAUCCUGUGCUCGCCUGACAUCCGCACCCACUCCAGCAACCGUUAGCGCACAGUGACCAGGAGCAGGUAGCCGAGCCCCCUUUUCCUCCCCCCUCCAUUUGCAAUGGCCUCUCCCCAACCCAUUCGCAGCCCUGGCUGAACUUGGCUCAGAUCAGGGACCAAACCCGAGACCUUUCCUGAGCUGAAAGGCUCAAUGGCACGUUCCCCCCCGCCCACACACACACAAGGAUAUUCACCCAUUGAGCCAAGCUCUCACCCUUCUCACUUGCUCUGCCCAAAUUCUUUUUGCUGCAGUGCAGAAUUUUGGCCUUUUCAGUUUUCUGGAUUCCGACCUGUGUAAUCUGUUCCAUCACAGCUCUGACGCACUGUUGGGCAAGCUGUAAACAAUCUGUCUAGAGGUUUCUAGCCUCAGUCGUUCCACUUUCAGUUCCACAUGAGGAGAAGGAACUUGAUAUUUGAUGGCUGUUUUAGCAUUGCUGCCUUGUUAGCUGUUUCGAGCUUUUUUUUCCCCUCUUCCCUCACAACAGUCUUUCUCCUUUUUCACUUUGGCCAUUGCCUGACAGUCCAAAUUAACUCUCCCUCAACGAGAAAGGAUUAACAGCAACUUGCAGCCUUAAGAUUGGGGGGGGGAGGAGGGGGGAAGUCCCAAGGCACGUUUGCAGGGGCGCAGGUCAGAAAUAAAUGAAGUUUGAGGCGAUAUUAGGGGCAGAAUUUUACGCCGCCUCCUGCUGGGAUUUUCCGGUCCUGCUGAAGUCAAGGCACUUCUGAACGGCUCGCUGUAUUUUUUCGUACCCCACCCCCACCACUCCAGGGCUGGAAAAUUCCCCCCAAGGAGUGAGCUCACUCAGAGGUUGGCUGUGAGGAGAAACUGGAUCAUAGGCUGCGUGGUAACUGGGUGAGGUCAGCGGGGUGGGGUUUGGACUGACAGCCUCUCUGUUUUCAAUAGGCUAUGUAUCUUCACAAACAUUUUGGUUUUGACCCUCUCCAUUUAAAAGUCAGAACCCAUUUCUCAAUGUCCGAUUCUUAAUUGGGACGCUUGGCCAUUAGGAUGACUGACACUCAAACAAACUCAGCUGCUUUUCCAGCUCCACCAUUGAACCACCUUCCUAUUCCAAGUUAAACCUAUUUCAAGCUGUUUCAGUUUAAUGGGAACCCACAAGCAAUGAGGUGUACAUACUAUAAUUGAACUUCAAACCUGCUGCUGGCAUAAAUCUGUACAGCGAACAUUUUGCUCCUCUUGUCUGAGAUCUGCCAUGGCUAUUUCCCAAUUUUCAUCUCGGAUUUUUCCCCUCUUGAAGACACUGGGGUUGAUUUUCUUUUUAAAUUCUUUUUGUCUGCACUUUCUGGGCGAUACUAACCGAGUGAAAACCACACAGGAUCUGUAACGGGCAGGCGACCCACUCUGCCAGUUUACCACCCAGGCAGCGAUGACAAAGAAUUGCUCUACUGACUCCUGUUGGGGCUCCCCAGUUGUUGAUAGACCCUUCCCCUACCCACACAGUGUCUCAACCAAAGGUUGUCAUGCACAUCCUUAGGCGGUGAUUGUCAGCUGGCUAUUCGACUGUGGGAGCAUCCACCAACCAGGCCCUUUUUUUUCCCCCCUGUCCUUAAUAGCCUGUCCGAGAUUUGUUUUAUCCAGUAGGGCUCGAUGGAAGCACUGACUGAUUUUCUCCUUUUCUCUGGCCCAAGGGCAUUGAGGCCAAUUGCAGCCAUUCCACUGCUGCCAUCUUGGUUGACACCAACACCAUUUGGAAGACCUUUUCCACAACUAGUUGCACCCCGAACACAGCCUUAUAGAUAUAUAUAUAGAGAGAGAGAGAGUCUGCAGGACUUAGCUCUUAGCUUGCAGAUUGAGUGCCUACUCCCAAGGUUUGGCAAUCAAAUUAGUUGUUUUGGUUCAAACAGCAGGACUGGUUUGGUGGAACUCCACAAAGAUUUUGGAUCUAUAUCAUUAAGUAAUACUGACUAGAACGGAGCAGCAGGUCUAGCCAUGGUAAGAGCUUGAGUUUAUUGCAGGACUGAAGGGGUUAAAAGGAGCAGUAACUGGAGGGACUGGUAGGUUUUUACUGCAUGUCUAAGCUGACUGCCUCACAACAGAGCUGGUCUGUAAAUAGCCCUGCAGUAGCGUCUGUAUUCAGUGACCACAAAGGCUUGAAGACACCGGUUAUGUGAGAAAGAAAUAUAUUGCUGACAGUACAUGCUGUGGGAACUGCCAGUUUUCAGACCAGAAUCUUUCAAAAACUUGAAACGCAGUCAAGACAGGAAAUAAAGUG
Carcharodon carcharias (great white shark) is the source of this 4060-nucleotide messenger RNA. RefSeq names its product trafficking regulator and scaffold protein tamalin (gene tamalin). Gene Ontology annotation, molecular function: protein binding. Bases 140 to 1210 code for a protein of 356 amino acids. The transcript is spliced from 8 exons. Lineage: Eukaryota; Metazoa; Chordata; Chondrichthyes; Lamniformes; Lamnidae. The record is from RefSeq and is a predicted model, not a curated record.